Penicillium oxalicum is the source of this 939-nucleotide messenger RNA. RefSeq names its product Enoyl-CoA hydratase AKT3-1. The transcript has 4 exons. The record is from RefSeq and is a predicted model, not a curated record. Lineage: Eukaryota; Fungi; Ascomycota; Eurotiomycetes; Eurotiales; Aspergillaceae. The coding region runs from base 1 to 939 and encodes 312 amino acids.
AUGCCACUCAAUCCACCAGGUGUUGAAGUUCCGGAAUCUUAUGAGACACUGCGUCUCACCUACGUCCAAAUAUCCCAUCAUCCUGUCGGCACUCCAACUGCGACCCCCAUCGUCAUUAUGACACUGAACAGACCUGAGAAACACAAUGCUUUCACAUCAGAAAUGGCCGAUAGCCUGACGGAGGCUUAUCACUUCUUCCAUGUGGACCCUCGUGUCAAGGUGGUGGUGCUGACUGGAGCUGGGAGGAUGUUUUGUGCUGGCUCCGAUCUUGAUGUGGGCUUCGGCGACGGCUCUGGCAACGCUGUCGACUUCCGUGACAUUGGCGGCCGAGUGGCCCUGGCGAUGCACCGGUGUCACAAACCGACUAUUGUCGCGCUUCAAGGCUCAGCAGUGGGUGUGGGGAUGACCAUGACUCUCCCGGCGGCAGUUCGCAUCUGUCAUGAAAAGAGCAAGUAUGGUUUCGUCUUUACCCGACGUGGGCUCACGAUCGAGUCCUGCGCUUCGUACUUUCUUCCGCGUCUGGUGGGAUUCUCACGCGCGAUGCAUCUCAUCUCGACUGGCGCGGUUUUUCCACCCUCCAGCCAGUACUUUGGCGAUCUUUUCGCAGAAGUGCUCCCCGAGUCCAGCCAAGUCUUGAUCCGCGCACUGGAAAUAGCCCAGGACAUGGCCGAGAAUGUCAGCCCUCUGGCGUUGUCCAUGAGCCGUGCUCUGAUGUGGCAGGGUCCCAGCUCUCCCGAAGAGGCGCAUCUGCUGGAGUCACGGAUUUUUCACCAUAUGAUCCGUCAGAAAGACUAUAAAGAAGGGGUGAAGUCGUUCCUCGAGAAACGUCAGCCUCAGUUUGAAGUUGACCCUCAAAAAAAUAGCCCACCCAACUAUCCGUGGUGGUCGCUGACGGACAUCGCAUUGGAGCACAGUAUCUCAAAGAGAUCCAAACUCUAA